AUGCCUCCCAAGUCUGGUAAGAAAGCCGCCCCAGCGCCCUUCCCGGGCACCAAAGCUGGUGUGAGCGGAAAGAAGAAGACGUCGAACCCCCUCAUCGAGCGCCGCCCGCGCAACUACGGUAUCGGCCAGGAUGUACAACCCAAGCGCAAUCUCUCCCGCAUGGUCCGCUGGCCCGAGUACGUCCGUCUCCAACGCCAGCGCAAGAUCUUGAACAUGCGCCUCAAGGUCCCGCCAGCGAUUGCCCAAUUCGGCCAAACCCUCGACCGCAACUCCGCCGCCCAGCUGUUCAAAUUCCUGAACAAGUACCGACCCGAGACCAAGGCUGAUAAGAAGGAGCGUCUGCACGCCGAGGCUACGGCGGUGUCCGAGGGCAAGAAGAAGGAGGAUGUGAGCAAGAAGCCGUUCACCGUCAAGUAUGGUCUCAACCAUGUCGUGGCUCUUAUUGAGGCGAAGAAGACUGCGCUGGUGCUCAUUCCUAACGAUGUCGACCCCAUUGAGCUCGUCACCUUCCUUCCCGCGUUGUGCAGGAAGAUGGGUGUGCCGUAUGCCAUUGUGAAGGGUAAGGCGAGGUUGGGCACGGUUGUGCACAAGAAGACCGCCGCCGCUCUCGCCAUCACCGAAGUCCGCGGCGAAGACAAGUCGGAGCUCAGCAAGCUCGUCCAGACGAUCAAGGAGGGCUACAUGGACAAGAACGAGGAGGCCAAGAGGCACUGGGGUGGUGGUAUCAUGGGUGCCAAGGCCAAUGCCCGUGAGAGGAAGAAGAAGGAGCGUGCGGAGAGGGAGAUCAAGAUAUAA
Messenger RNA from Recurvomyces mirabilis, 795 nucleotides. It is a transcript of the gene rpl8, whose product is annotated as 60S ribosomal protein L8. Gene Ontology annotation, biological process: ribosome biogenesis; maturation of LSU-rRNA. The record is from RefSeq and is a predicted model, not a curated record. The coding region runs from base 1 to 795 and encodes 264 amino acids. Gene Ontology annotation, molecular function: RNA binding. Lineage: Eukaryota; Fungi; Ascomycota; Dothideomycetes; Mycosphaerellales; Teratosphaeriaceae. Gene Ontology annotation, cellular component: cytosolic large ribosomal subunit. The transcript has 4 exons.